CUAUCCCUACCCUCAGUGUUUCGUGGCAGAACAAGGCCUCAAAAUACCUUCACCAAGCGAAGAACUGUAGCUGGAAGGGCCCGGGUGGUGAUUAGAGACGUCCUAUGUAUGCCAUUUAGUACACCUCAGCAAGAGGAUAAUUCUUGGAAAGCACCAAGAGGUCAGGACAAGGGGAAAUUGGCUUCUGUCGGGCUGACAGGCAAACUUAAUCUGGACUCUACAUGGAAUUCUCCGGAGGUGCAACAUGAAAUUCGAUCAAUCUUCCAAACAACGUUCUGCGCAGAUGGAGAAGAGUUUGUUUUUUCAUUUUUACAGUGUUUGCCAGGUGGAAGGAAACUGAUCAAACCCAACACCUCUGUCAGUUUUUCUUGGAAUGGUGCCGAAGUGAUUAGUCUUGCAGGACAAGGAGCUCUGGACAUUCUUAGUCACCACAACCUGCCAGAAAGUGAGGAACAUGAAUCACCAAGUAAGGAGACUCUGUCUUUCCUCAGUUCUACCAAUUCAUUGACCCAUCAAAUAAAUCUUGAAAAUGAUGUUCAGCAGCUAAAACGGAAUGUACUGCAUCAUAGAACUCCAGUAGUCAGUGCUGAAAGUUUAUUUAAUAGCAUAGUCACGGAGCAUGAUGAUGUAAACAUUUUUGAAGAUGUUCCCCCACGGUCAACUGGCUCAGAGGUGACUACUAGAACAUUAGCUCACAGUGUAGACAGAUUGACCAUGGUGGAUCCCACGAUUUGA
Messenger RNA from Acipenser ruthenus (sterlet), 735 nucleotides. RefSeq lists its product as uncharacterized. NCBI's taxonomy places the organism in Eukaryota, Metazoa, Chordata, Actinopteri, Acipenseriformes, Acipenseridae. The record is from RefSeq and is a predicted model, not a curated record. Bases 109 to 735 code for a protein of 208 amino acids. The transcript is spliced from 6 exons.